AUGGCCAUCGGGCUGUGCUACAGCGUUGAACCCUCUCCAGGACUGCAAAGAGACGAAGAGCCCAGACAUCUCAGAGCUGAAGGAGACGUGUUUCUAAUGGAAAACACAUUAUCAGCUGGGAAAAUGCAGGGGGUAUUCAAGAGAGCCUCAAAAAUAUUUCAGCAAACCCAUGCUCUCCUAUGGAAAAAUAUUCUUCUGGUGUGGAGGAAGAAGACAGAAAGUUUUCAGGAAUGGAUUACAUCCGUGGUUUUUCUCUUAAUAAUACAAACAUCGUCAGGUAUGAUAUUCCACUACCCGCGGCAAGAAAUCCCUUACGACUUCCUCGGACGAUUAGAUGAUCCAGCCUUUAACGCUACGGGAGUUACACUCGCAUACACGCCUGUAACGAACACCACCAGGCAAAUAAUGAGCAAAGUGGCUUCGGAUUCUGCGAUGACGGGUAUAAUAAUAGAAGAGGUGGAAAAUGAGAAAAAACUGGAAACAAGAGGAACUUUGGAGGAAGACAUUAUUGGUGUUGUUUUUAAGGAUGACUUCUCCUACCGUCUCAGAUUUCAAAGCUACAGUGUGGUGUCUCCAAAUGAUGCCUUUGACCACAUUGAUACUUGCUCCAGUUUUUCAUCAAGUAACUGCAAAGUUCCUUUGUACUGGUAUGCGGGUUUCCUAUCAGUGCAGUCCAGCAUUGAUGCGGCAGUCAUAGAAAUGAAAACAAACCAUUCUGUCUGGGAAGAGAUGAAGUCAAUUAGCGGCGUCCGUCUGAAAUCACCCUUGAUCAAACCUGUGUAUAAAAUGGAUUAUAUUUGGUUCAUUAUUUACAUUAUAUUGUGCUUCUCCCCAUAUAUGUACUUUUUAUCAGUGAAAGUUAUAAGAGAGAAAAAGAAGCUCAAGGUAUUAAUGAGAGCAAUGGGUUUGCAAGAUAUCGCAUUCUGGUUGUCCUGGAGCUUGCUGUACACGGUUUACAUUUCCAUAACGGCAAGUCUGCUGACACUGAUCACAAUUAGAGAAGUCAUCCAUGAUUACAACUUUUUUGAAAUAUUUUUUUUUUAUUUCUUUUACGGCAUAGCAUCUAUUCACUUCUGUUUCAUGCUCUGCUCAUUGUUAAAGCAACCAAAUAUUGCCAGUUUCGUGGGAUUUGUCCUUCACAUCAUCUUCGGAUUGCUGGGCUUUUUGACAUUGUUCGAAAAACUACCACCAUCUUCGGAAUGGAUUUUUAAUCUCUUCAGUCCUUUUGCCUUUACAGCUGGCAUCUCACAGAUGGUAAAAUUAGAAAAAUAUGGACCAGCCUUUACACCAGAAUUGUACCCUUUCUUUAAACUGUACAUGAUACUGAGCCUUGACAGUGUCUUGUAUUUGCUGUUGGCCAUCUACUUUGAUAAGGUUUUGCCUGGCAAGUACGGAGUACCAUAUCCGCCUUUGUUCUUCCUGAGACCGUCGUACUGGUUCAAGCCCAGGAGCGGGUACGUGGGGGUGCAAGCUGGCAGCGAGAGCAGCCACGAUCCUAUCUCCAGCAAUAACACCGAGCCGAUGCCUCCAGGCUUUGAUGGGAAGGAAGCAAUUAGACUAAACAAUAUUAAAAAAAUAUACAAGAAGAAGGACAAGAGAACCGAAGCUUUAAGGGGUUUGUCCUUAAAUAUAUAUGAAGGCCAGAUCACUGCAUUACUUGGUCACAAUGGAUCUGGAAAAACUGCUCUCUUAAAUGUGCUCAGUGGAUUUUCCAAGCCUUCAGCAGGUUCUGCAAUGAUAUACAACUACAAAGUUUCUGAAGUACGGGAUAUGGAAGGAAUUCAGGCAAUGGUUGGGAUUUGUCCCCAAUUUAAUUUGCAUUUUGAAGACUUAACGGUGAAGGAAAACCUGAGAACUUUUGCUCACAUCAAGGGGAUUCAGCGGAAGGAAGUAGAGCAAGAGGUGCAGAAAGUUCUUACGAUGUUGGACCUCACCGACCUUCAGGAUGUUCGCGCUGAUACUCUGAGUGGGGGACAAAAAAGAAAAUUGUCUCUUGGAAUUGCAAUUUUAGGGAAUCCCCAGGUGUUGCUUUUAGAUGAGCCAACGGCUGGGUUGGAUCCCUGCUCCAGGCACCACGUGUGGAGCCUUCUGAAGGAACGCCAGCCUGGACGUGUGACGCUCUUCACAACCCAGUCCAUGGAGGAGGCCGAUGCUCAUGCUGAUCGGAAAGCUUUCCUCUCAAAUGGGAGAUUACAGUGUGUCGGCUCAUCUCUGUACUUGAAGAGAAAAUGGGGAAUUGGCUACCACUUAAGGGUGCGCAUAAAUGACCUGUGUGACCCUGAGCUUACAUCAUCCCUGGUCAGACAGUACAUCCCUAAUGCCGUGCUCAAAGGACAGAAGGGGAGCGAGCUGUGUUAUAUGCUACCUCUGGAAAACACUGAGAGCUUCCCAGAUCUGUUCAGCCAUCUCGAGAGCAGUCUUUUGCAGGGGGUGGUUAAUUAUGAGGUUAGCAGGACAACCCUGGAAGAUGUUUUCCUGAAGCUGGAGCAUGAGGAAGCCAUCGAUGGAGAAGAAGAUGGAGACCUCGAGGAGAGAAACCACAGCCUCCUGGUGUCUUCCGAACAGGAGAGCGUGGCAGUGAGCGGGAUGGCGCUCUGGAGGCAGCAAGUGUGUGCCGUGAUGAGAGUUCGCUUCUUAAAACUAAAGCACGAAGGAAAGUUUCUCAGGUCCAUAUUGCUGUUCUUUGGAAUAUUUAUCCUUCCAAUGCUGAUGAUUUUCAUUGGAUUUCAACUGUGGGACAGCUCCAGUAACUGGGAAAUCACAGCUAGCUCAUAUUUUCUUCCCACUGAAGAGAAAAUUCAAAAUAAGUCAACAAAUCUUCUCAUCUUCAAUGACACAGGAUCAGAAAUUGAGGAUUUCGUUGCUGCUUUGAAGACUCAAAGCAUAAUCCCAGAAAUAACUCUUCCGAAAAACAUCACAAGCAUUCCACUACAUAAUGGAGCUAUAAAAAUAUCCCUGGAAGGCAAGAGCUACCGAUUCACCGUCAUGUGCAGUGCAGAACCCAUCAACUGUUUCCCCGUGCUCGUGAAUAUCCUCAGCAACACCUUCCUAAGGCUCUUCAAUUCCACCGCGCGCAUCCGUGUCUGGAGUGAGCCCUUUUACAGUACACAAAGCCCAGAAAUAAAGAGCAAUGUUUUUUUCAUCUGUCUCAGCUACAUGCUGAUUUUGGCUGCCGGUUUGCCUCCUCACUUUGCGGUGAGCAGCAUGGAGGAUUACAAGCUCCAGGCUCGCGCCCAGCUGCGGCUCGCGGGGCUCUUCCCCUCGGCAUACUGGUGUGGGCAGGCACUGGUGGACGUCCCGCUCUUCUGGACUCUGGUGUGCCUCAUGUUUGGGGUUGUGCUGCUCUUCAACCGCAUCUGCCCCUUGCAGGCCAGCACCGUGCUGCCCCUGAUCAUUUGCAUCAUUGGUUACGGAGUAUCUCUUGUCCUCCUCGUCUAUUUAAUUGCCUUUAAAUUUCGCAUGGGACGAAGCAAUCGUUACAUUUGGUCUUUCAUCUUCAUUCUGGUGAAUUUCACUCUCUAUAUGCUCAGUGACCUACACGACGCACUUUACUUCACCUUCUCUGCAGUGAUUCCUGUGUUUCCAGUGCUGGGCUGGUUGAUCUUCUCUACACCACGUUUCUUACUGUUUCACAAUAUCGGUCUUCUUGAGUCAUGGAAUCACACCUUCGUAGCUGUCUUUGCACCUUACAUCCAUUGUGUGAUUUUUGCUUUUCUCCUGCGCUGUUUGGAGAUGAGAUAUGGAGAAGCAGUUACAAGACUUGAUCCCGUCUUCAGGAUCCAGCAGAGGAGAGCGGUCACCCACCAGAACAGGGACCACCCUGGGGAGGAGUCCCCAGAAGUCCAGGCGGAGAGGGAGAGGGUGAGGAGCGUGAUGGCCUCCCUGCAGCAAGAGGAGGAGUCGGUUAUCGUUGUCAACAGUUUGCGCAAGGAAUAUGAAGACAAGAAAGCCAGUUCCAUCUUUAAGAAAAAGAAGAAAGUUGCUGUCAAAAACGUCUCUUUUAGCGUUAAAAAAGGAGAAGUAUUAGGUCUGUUAGGACCCAACGGAGCUGGAAAAAGCACAACUAUAAACAUGAUUUCUGGAGACAUAGCAGUGACUGCUGGGGAGGUGCUGCUCCAGGGCCGCGAUGCAACUGCCUCCUCCCCGGGGCAGGGCAGCCCGGGAUGCCUGGGCUGCUGCCCGCAGCAGGACCCGCUCUGGCCGGACCUCACGGUGGACCAGCAUCUGGAGGCGUACGCUGCCGUGAGAGGGAUGAGGAAAGAAGAUGCAGCUGUUAUCAUCAGCCGCAUAGCAAAGGCCUUGGAUCUCCAGAAGCAUUUAACAACCCCAGCUAGGAGGUUAUCUGCUGGAGAAGCCAGAAAGCUGUGUUUUGCGCUGAGCGUCCUGGGAGAUCCGACGGUAAUGCUUUGGGAUGAGCCAUCAGCGGGCAUGGACCUGAAAGGGCAGCGCCGUAUGUGGAAAGUGAUUCAGACCGCCAUGAAAAGCAAGGAGCGGGCAGCCAUCCUCAGCACGCAGUACCUGGAGGAGGCGGCGGCGAUGUGUGACCGGGUGGCCAUCCUGGUGUCGGGGCAGCUACGGUACAUCGGUUCCCUUGAGGAUCUGAAAAGUAAGUUUGGCACAAGUUACCACCUAGAAGUCAAAAUGACGGACACGGAGCAAAGCGAUGCUCUCCACGCCAAAAUUCUGCACCUCUUCCCCUGUGCGGCUCGGCAAGAAAGGACUUCUUCUUUGCUCAUCUACAAGAUACCAAUGGAAGAUGCACUACCUCUGUCCCAGUCUUUCUCCAAGCUAGAAGCAGCUAAACAGAAUUUCAGGCUCGAGGAGUACAGCUUGUCAUUGCACACUUUGCAACAGGUGUUUCUAGACCUCACCAGGGACCCGGAGGAGCACGACCUGCAUGCAGCAUCCGGCGGGGCUGUGGAGCAGAUACCACUUCAUCCCUGAGCCCUUGGAGCCACAAAGGAAAAUAUUCAGCGUAUUUCAUCAGUGUUACUGAUAUGUGUGAUCGGAUGCAGCCCUAGGACUUGGUUACCCGUGUCACAACACAUACCGCUCCGCAGGUUUUCUGCCUCACAAAGAAUGAAUGAAUUAUUAUUUUAAUAAAUAAAGCCUUUAUCCUUU
Gymnogyps californianus (California condor) is the source of this 5121-nucleotide messenger RNA. RefSeq names its product ATP-binding cassette sub-family A member 9-like. Gene Ontology annotation, biological process: lipid transport; transmembrane transport. The record is from RefSeq and is a predicted model, not a curated record. Gene Ontology annotation, molecular function: ABC-type transporter activity; lipid carrier activity; ATP binding. The transcript has 39 exons. Gene Ontology annotation, cellular component: membrane; intracellular membrane-bounded organelle. Lineage: Eukaryota; Metazoa; Chordata; Aves; Accipitriformes; Cathartidae. The coding region runs from base 1 to 4944 and encodes 1647 amino acids.